Molecule: messenger RNA, 3021 nt
Organism: Pyrenophora tritici-repentis Pt-1C-BFP
Lineage: Eukaryota; Fungi; Ascomycota; Dothideomycetes; Pleosporales; Pleosporaceae
Product: RAD4, DNA repair protein RAD4
Biological process (GO): mismatch repair; nucleotide-excision repair
Cellular component (GO): nucleotide-excision repair factor 2 complex; nucleus; XPC complex
Molecular function (GO): single-stranded DNA binding; damaged DNA binding
Source: RefSeq, a predicted model, not a curated record
AUGGCAGGUACGCGAAGAAAACUACACAAGACCACAGAGUCUGUAACUCCAAGGCGCUCGGCGCGAAACGGAAGGAAAGCGCGACAAGAUGAAGAAGGUGUGCCAGCCGUCUUCCAGGAAAUGUUGCGCGAGGAGCAGGCCACAAAGGCCACCAGUGCCGACGAAGAUGACAAUUAUGACAACGACAAGCGACCCGCCAAGAAACGAAAGACGGUACCAUCACCGAAAAGCGCUACAAAUCUGAUCCAAAAGAAGCCAGCAGUCCAAUCUCAAACCUCGCCCUCGACCGCAACGCAUUCACCUCUGCCAACGCGGCCUUCUACUGCGUUGCAAGCAGAGCUGCAUACAAACAACCGCGUGCGACAGACCAUUGUCGAUUCAGACGAGUCCGAUGAUAGCGACAUGGAGUGGGAAGAUGCGCUUGCCGACGACGAUGAGGAUGACGCGGAUGAGGGCCGGGAGGGUACACGUCAGGUUGGCGAUAUAUCCAUCACCCUCGGAGGCAACAAGGCCAUGGAUACAGGCACAAAGAGAAAAGUGCGUCGACGGGCCAUUACUUCAGUCGACAAGAAACGACGGCUGGACAUUCAUAAGAUGCACAUUCUAUGUUUGCUGUACCACGUUCAUCGUCGGAAUACAUGGUGUAAUGACAGGAGAGUGCAAAGCGUGCUCCGCAAGAUUGUUCCUUCCAAGACUUUGACAAGCCUUGUACCAGAUCCCGAAAUUACACAAUAUUCGGCCUCGAAGCGCUUCAUUGACGGCAUGAACGAGCUAAAGAGCAUGUGGUCUAAACGUUUCAACAUCACAGCGCAAGGCAUGUACAAACCACGAUGGGCUGAAGUGGAAGCCUCCGUUCGACCCUUCUCCGACUUUGACGAACUCGACGAUCCGAUGGAUAAAGAUGAGUUCCGCACGGCUGCCUACACUUUGCGUGGAUCCCAGGAUCUCGGGACGCAACUCUUCUGCGCGCUCCUCCGUGCCAUUGGUCUAGAAGCACGACUCGUCUGCUCCCUACAACCUCUGCCAUUCGCUUCUGCAGCUGAACGCGCUACACCGCAGAAGGCAGCUACUGAUAAGAACGUCAUAGUUGUGGAUCCAUACAAUACACAGGCAGAGCAAAGUCCGACGAAAUCAAAGUCACAAACUCCGCGGAGCAAACGACUAUCAAAACUCGAACGCGUGAUGGGCGAGCGACAUGCCGUCCUGAACAAUACUGGCGUCGCUCCAAAGAAGCAAAAGGCCUAUCAUACUGCUUAUCCGGUAUAUUGGGUUGAAGUACUCAAUCCAUCUUACCAGAAGUGGGUUUGUAUUGAUACACACUCUACAUUUACUGUCAACGCGCCUGAGAAGCUAGAGCCGCCACUUAGCUUUGCACAAAACACCCUUUGCUAUGCAAUAGCGUUUGACGAAGACUACACAGCGAAAGACGUCACGCGGAGAUAUGCCAAAGCCUACAAUGCCAAGACGCGAAAGUACCGCGUCGAAAGUACGCCUGGUGGACAGGAUUGGUGGAGACGCACCAUGAGAUUCUUUAAGCGAGCCUCUCCUCUCGAUAGAGAUCAGCUGGAGGAUGCCGCUUUGGCGCGUAAAGAAGCAGCUGAAGGUAUACCUAGGAACGUACAGGAUUUCAAGGGACAUCCAGUGUACGUACUCGAACGACACCUCAAGCACAACGAGGUAAUCCAUCCCCUUGUCCAAGUCGGCAAGGUAAACUGCGGAACUGCCAUGAAUCCCAAAAUGGAGCCCAUUUACCGUCGUACAAAUGUUCAUUUGGUCCGAACAGCCGACAAAUGGUACCGUCUUGGGAGAGACGUCAAAACGGGUGAACAACCGCUCAAGCGCGCAAAGCCCAAAAAAGGCCGAAGACCUUCCAUUGGUGAAGACAUGGAUGUAGACGAACAAGCUGACGAUGUGAGCGCUGGCCUCUUUGCAGAGUUCCAAACGGAACUUUACAUUCCUCCUCCGGUCGUCCGAGGUCGUGUGCCUCGCAACGCGUACGGCAAUCUGGACUUGUACGUCCCUUCCAUGUGUCCACCAGGAGGCACACAUAUCCGCCACAAACUCGCGGCAAAAGCAGCGCGUAUCGUCGGUGUUGACUCCGCCGAUGCCGUCACGGGGUUCUCUUUCAAAGGCAGACACGGCACCGCAAUCAUUCAAGGUGUGGUGGUAGCGCAGGAAUAUGCAGAUGCCGUACAAGCAGUCAUUGACGGCAUGGAAUGCCAGCAAGAAGAGGCAGAGGCGGCGGCGCGUACAGCAGAGUCGUUGCGUCUGUGGAGACGUUUCCUUGUCGGUUUACGCGUUACACAGCGCGUUAAUGCUAUUGUGAUUGAUGGGGAAAGAGGUCCACAAAUCGAUGUCCAAGACGAGAUUAGCAGGCAGGAUAGAGAGUUGGCGGCGCAGGAAAUGGCGGGAGGAUUCUUCCCCGACGAAGGUGACGUUGCAGAACCAUCAGUUAGCAGUGGCUAUCAAGCCCCACAGCAAGACUAUGGCGACGGCGGGUUUGUACCGGAAAGCUACGAUGAUGGUGACGGCGGUGGUGGUGGCUUCAUGCCAGAGGCUAGUGCAGCACCCAUCAGCAUGCCCCGACAUCAAAGCUUCGAAAGCUCAAUCUUAGAUUCACAGCAGCUUCUGCCUAGGCGACAGAGUAGCUUGGGUCAAGUCUACUCGUCAGAAGAUGACGAGGAAAGUGGAGGUUGCAUCCGCGAGGGCUCUCCCCAAGUCGCUGUACCACGCGAACGAGUGGACACUCCGGAAGGCCAGUUGAUGCAAAUGGAUGGUGCUGCAGACAACGCUGGAGGCUUUAUACCUGAAGUCACUCCUGAAACCGUCGACAUGCAAUCGACGAACAAAGACAGUGGAGAAGCUGCACCAGAGACCCCUAACAGUGCACCAAACCAAGACCAAGACACAAAAACGUCAUCUCCGCCCAUUCCCUCAUCCCCAUCAGAAGCCAAUUCACUACCAUUGGAAGACCCCGAAGACGAAGAUGCAGAUCCAGAUUGGUUAGUAGAGGCGACAUAA